Molecule: messenger RNA, 1178 nt
Organism: Racocetra persica
Lineage: Eukaryota; Fungi; Glomeromycota; Glomeromycetes; Diversisporales; Gigasporaceae
Source: the annotation of a GenBank genome assembly
AUCAACUAAAUCAAAUAGUAUCCGCAAAUGGCCAUUUUGAAAGUUUAGAUGUGAUUCGUGUACGUGGUAAGUUAGAACAUGUACAUCAAGUAGAAAUUAAGGCAAAGACUCAAUAUGGCAUGUUGUCAUUCGAUCCAAGUGGAAGGGGUCGGGGAAAAAACACUUCUGUAAUAAUUCAUAAUCCAACGUUGAUGGAGAUUAAUUCUGUUUUGAGUAAUUUUAUUUAUUAUCCUAAUUAUCAAUCUCAUAACAUAAGUAACCAUGAUGUAGUUAGGUUAGAAAUUUCAUAUGAUGACCAUCACAUGGAUUUAGAAAUUAAAAUUGCACCAACUAAUGCAGGAUACUCUUAUGGAGAUAGUGUAUCUCAUACUGUAGACGCUGUAUCUGAUGUAUUCACAUUUUUGCUGAUCUUUUUCCGAAAUUUCCGUCAAUAUGCUAAAUUAAAAUUCCAUAUUGCUGGUGAAUCCGCAAUGACCAAAAAUUGCGUUACUGUUAUGAAUCUUGAAUCCAUCUUGAUUGGAAAUGGCCUAGUAAACCCUCUAUUACAAUUCAAAUCGGAUUUACCUAAAUGUGCUAAUUCAACACAAACAUGUUACAAUUCAAGUAGUAUUGCACAAGAUUGCGUAAAUGCUUUUAGUCAAUGUUUUAAAACAAUGAUUAAUAUAAGGCCAAAAUGUAAAGGUAGUGCUUGCUAUCCAGAUUUCUUGGAUAUCUUGGCAUAUUCUAAUAGUACAGAUGAUAAAACUGAAUUGGGGUUGAUCCUUCGUUUAACCUUCAACUAUGUAACACAAAUAUUAAUAGCUCCUUUGUUAACUCUGGUGAUUGGCAUAUGGCUUUUUGCUCACAAUAUAAAACCAAUCCAUGAUAAGCGUAUUCAACCUGCAAAUGUGUGCGAAGAUAGUAUGAUUGCUAUUAAGUUUAAUGAUUUUAAGGAGCUUAAACGAAAUGCUGAGUUUAUGUAUUCAAACAUUAUACAAAAUAACAGAAUGUGCCAAGGUUCAGAGCAAAAGUUUUGUGCAUUAUGUUACUCAUGCUUAGGAAAAGAAAGGCAUCAAAGAGAUUGGAAUUUUGAUUGUGACCAUGUGGCAGGUGUUACUUUAUUGCGAUCAAGUGGCCCAAAAGAUUUCAUUGCAGCAUUUGAUGAACCGUCUAAUACUACAAUGGGGAAAAAAAGAUGA